AUGGAGAUGAAUUAUGACGAAGCGGCUCUCCAUCAGAUUGAGCGCGAGCUCGAUACAAACAUCUACCCCGGGACGGAGAUCAUGAGAGAUGUAGGGACUCAUCAAUUCGUGAAGGCGUCAUCGAGGUCAGAUCGCGUUCUUGUUCCGCAGCCAUCACAGAGUCGACAUGAUCCUUUGAACUGGAGCAAAACAUGGAAGAUGGCAGCCAUUUUCUUGUCCACUGCGGUUUCUUUCAGUCAGGGUCUAGGACCUCUGGCUCUGGCGCCAAUGUUUCCUCAGAUGAUGGAGACUUUCGAAACGGAUUAUGCCUCCGUGGUCAAGUUUACGGGUAUUUGCAUUCUCGUGUUGGGGUUUAGUAAUUUUUUUUGGAUUCCCAUACAGACUGUUUGUGGUCGGAGGCCGGUGUUGAUCUUCUCUACAUUGAUCUGUUUGGUGAGCAAUGUUUGGAGAGCUGUUGCAACGUCCUAUGGGAGCUAUAUGGGGGCUUGUGUUCUCAGUGGGUUUGGCGCUGGGCCUGCAGAGACUUCCCAGCCUGAGAUCAUUGCGGAUACUAUAUUUCUGCACGAGAGGGGUUCGUUCAACACCCUGUACUUCACAUUCUAUUUUGGAUCGCUCAUGGUCGGCCCUAUAAUCGCUGGUCCAAUGGCUCAACAUGUUGGCUGGCGUAGCUUUUUCUGGUAUAACGUCGGUCUUCUCGGACUCGUCCUGAUCCUCGUAAUAUUCUUCUUUCCAGAAACGAGAUGGCACCGGGUCCAUCCAGGAGAAAUUCACGGACAGGAGACGCCGAACACUUCGGAUACAUCAUCUCAGCCCGAGAAGCCCGCCGAAAUGAACCACCAGGAGGAUCUCUCGGCAGAGAGAAACGAGCGGACAGAUCCAUGGCUUGGAAAAGGGUAUCCCUCGAAGCAGCAGUUCAAACUAUGGCAGCUAGGAGAUCACAGUCUGCGAAAGCUAAUGGCUAGCUUCUGGAUUCCGUGGAAGCUACUGUCCUUUCCUAUCGUGGAAUUCGCUGCCUUCAAUGUCUCCUGGCCAGCCAGUGUGUUCCUGACCUUGAACCUCACCCAAAGCCAGGCAUUUGCUGCGCCUCCAUACAACUUCUCCAGCCAGACAAUAGGUUUCUUCAACUUUGCGAUCUGGAUCGGGACGUUCAUCGGACUGGCGACUAACGGACCUCUCUCGGACUGGAUCUCGAUGAGAGCCACUAACAGGAACCGCGGUAUUCGAGAACCAGAAAUGCGAUUGCCCGCGAUAAUCCCGUAUGUGAUUAUAUCUAUCAUCGGCAACUUUGUGGUGGCGUUUGGGUAUCAAUAUAAGUGGGACUGGAGGGCUAUCGUGAUAAUCGGAUACACUGCGGCAGGUAUCCAGGUUGCUGCCAUCCCAGCGAUCACCAGCACCUACGCAGUCGACAGCUAUAAGCCCGUUGCUGGCUCUAUCUUCGUUUCGAUAACCGUAAACAAGAACCUCUGGGGCUAUGGGUUCAGCGAAUUCAUUACACCCUGGAUAGAGAAGAGCGGUUUCGUGAGACCAAUCAUGUUGAACAUGUCGCUGGCGGCCUUGUGGUGUCUCUUUUGCGAUUCCCUUUUACUUUUAUGGAAAGCGUUUGCGGAAGUGGACGGCCAAGUCCUCCGUGCAUAG
Molecule: messenger RNA, 1635 nt
Organism: Aspergillus sclerotioniger CBS 115572
Lineage: Eukaryota; Fungi; Ascomycota; Eurotiomycetes; Eurotiales; Aspergillaceae
Product: putative MFS transporter
Exons: 8
Coding region: 1-1635 (544 amino acids)
Biological process (GO): transmembrane transport
Molecular function (GO): transmembrane transporter activity
Source: RefSeq, a predicted model, not a curated record